AUGGUGGCAGAGCUCUACAUCUACGGUAGCGCCUUUGGGCUACCCUCGAUCGACCCCCAGUGCCUGGCCCUGAUCUCGUACCUCAGUAUCGUUUCGCACCAGGAGUACACCAUCGUCGAAUGCAACGACGUCGGCAUCUCCCCCACCGGCGAGUUGCCCAUGUUCCAUGACGGCAGGAACUGGAUCGCAGGAGCCAACAGAAUCAUUGCCUACCUCUCCAGAACUGGCUACAACGCUAACGAGGACCUGUCGGCCGAGGAGCUGGCCAAGUCCGUUGCUUACUCAUCUCUUGUCGAUGAGUCCUUGACAGAUGCCAUUCUAUUUUCAUGGUUCGCCGAUGCAGACAACUUUUUGGGCGCGACUCGCAAGGCAUAUUCGAAUCUGUUCUCGAUCCCCUCAAAGUAUAUUUUGCCGAUCCAAAUGCGCAAGGCUGCAGUUCAACGCGUCCAGAAAUAUGGCGGCACGGUUGAGUCUGGAGCCUUGACUCAUGCCGACAACACCAAGAUUUAUGAUCUGGCAAGGGAUUGCUACCGCGUCUUGGAUAGGAAAUUGGGCGAGAACGAGUUUUUCUUUGGAGUCAAGCCUACAUCCUUGGAUGCUAAGGUCUUUGGAUAUCUCGCACUGCAGCUCUAUCCCGAGAUUCCUAACCCACGAUUUCAGAUUAUUCUCACCACCCAGUUUCCACGCCUGGUUGCGUACUGUGACCGGUGCCGUGAAGAGUUUUUUGCCAACCUUCCGGACUCAACCUUACCAUCAGAGCCCUCGCCCUUCUUCACUAACCCGAUCUCGGCACCCAAGGAAUGGUUCAGGAACAUGUUCCUGACUCCGGCUGCUACACCAUCCACAUCACAGCAUUCUACGACAGAAGGAGAUGGGAAGCCCAAGAAGACAAAGGAGGAGCGGGAUUUUGACUUGAAGAGGAUUUACGCGGUGACUUUUGGCGUUGUGGCCAUGAUCGCGUAUGUAAUCGUCAACGGCUUGGUCGUGGUCGGUAACGAGGAUGACGAAGGGGAGGAAGGAUACUAUGUGACCGGGCAGACUGGGUUGGAGGAUGACAUCCACAUGCCGGCGGACGAUUUCGACAAUUAG
Gamsiella multidivaricata is the source of this 1089-nucleotide messenger RNA. Its product is annotated as outer mitochondrial membrane transport complex protein-domain-containing protein. The transcript has 6 exons. Gene Ontology annotation, biological process: mitochondrion organization. The record is from RefSeq and is a predicted model, not a curated record. Gene Ontology annotation, cellular component: SAM complex. The coding region runs from base 1 to 1089 and encodes 362 amino acids. NCBI's taxonomy places the organism in Eukaryota, Fungi, Mortierellomycota, Mortierellomycetes, Mortierellales, Mortierellaceae.